This is a messenger RNA of Cervus elaphus (red deer), 1643 nucleotides long. RefSeq names its product melanoma-associated antigen B16-like. Gene Ontology annotation, biological process: negative regulation of transcription by RNA polymerase II. Gene Ontology annotation, cellular component: nucleus. The record is from RefSeq and is a predicted model, not a curated record. The transcript is spliced from 2 exons. The coding region runs from base 139 to 1119 and encodes 326 amino acids. Lineage: Eukaryota; Metazoa; Chordata; Mammalia; Artiodactyla; Cervidae.
AAGCGAGGCUACGAGCGCUUCGAUCUGAGGUGCGGACUCCAGUUAGCAGCCGGAGGACCCCCAGGUGCCGUUCGGUAUCAGGUGGUGAAUCUCAUUGCCCAUCCUCCUGUCUACCUACUGCCAUCCACAAGAGUCGUCAUGCCUCGGCAUCAGAAGCAUCCGCACCACUCACGUGGUAAACACCGCAAGACCUUCUAUAAGUCCUACGGUUGGGAGGUUGCACGGGUCUCCAGGGCACUGAAGGAGACCAACACAGCCUUCCAAUUUCUAAUGCCUGGUGAUUUUCCUGGUACUCCUGAGAGUUAUCAGAGUUUCUACUCAUCUGUUGCCACCACUGCCACCUUUUUGAUACAGUCAGAUGAGUUUUCCACUAGCCAAAAUGUAGGUUAUAGUCUAAACACCUCACAGGUUGUGUCAUACCCCGUGAGUAUGCCCAUAGAUCCUCUAAAUGAAGAAGUGGCUUUGUUGGUGAAUUUCUUGCUGCUCAAGUAUCAAAUGAAACAGCCAGUAACAAAAGCUGAUAUGAUGAAUGUUGCCAUCUACAAGUGUGAAGUCCAUUUCCCUGAGAUCCUCCGGAGAGCCUCUGAGUGCAUGGGAAUGCUCUUUGGCCUUGAUCUGAAGGAAGUGGAUCCCACCAACCACUGCUAUGUCCUUUUCAUUAAAUUGGGCCUCACCUAUGAUGGCAUGAUGCACGGUGAAGCAGGCGUGCCCAAGACCGGCAUCCUGAUACUUAUCCUGGGUGUGAUCUUCAUGAAGGGCAACUGUGCCACUGAAGAUGAAGUCUGGGAGGUUCUGAAUGUGACCAGGAUGUGUUCUAGAAGGAAGUACUUCUUCUUUGGGGAGCUCAAGCAACUCAUCACCGAAGAUUUCGUGAGGGAAGGAUACCUAGAGUUCCGGCAGGUGGCCAGCGAAGGUCCUGUGCAGUCUGUGUUCCUGUGGGGCCCUAGAGCUCAUGCUGAAACCACCAAGAUGAAGAUUCUGGAGUUUCUGGCCAAGGUUAAUGGGACUGACCCAAGUUAUUUCCCAUUUAAGUAUGAGGAGGCUUUGCAAGAUGAAAACGCAAAAGCUCAGGCCAGAAUUUCAGCCAAUUGUGUCUGCUACUACAAGUUCUUGUAUUGAGACUAGCAGCUGCUUCCUCAACUAGGGGAGUCAGGGAUAGUUUCUUCAUGCAUUGUUCAAAAAAGCAGUUAGUGUUUGUAGAAUUUAGGUCUGAAGUGGGACUGAAAAGAAGAUAGUAUGUAUGCCUAUGUGUCACCAUUUUGUAUAUGUAACUCAAGAAUUUUUUCUGUGUAUUAUUCACAUGUUUCUUUUAAUAUAUAUUUAAUUGCCUUCAAAAUCUUCAAGUUUAUGAAUAAUGUUGGUUAUAGACUUAAUCUUGCAAUGAGAUUUAAUAGUAAGAAUUUUAUAAAACAGAUUGUAAAACCAUCUUUGUCAUCUGGAACAAUAUAACAUGGCAUUACUAUAGGCAUUUACUGGAAAUGUGAAGGAAAUCAGUAUUAAAAUAGUUGAGUUCAAGAAACAGAGAACAUGUAAAAGAAUUUCAGUCCAUGGCCCUCAUAUCUUUUAUUAAAUUAAAUGAAAAAUGCUUGAAUUUGCUAAUGUGCUUAUGAACAUAUAAGAAGUAAAGUUCAAUCAGUUAGAUC